Molecule: messenger RNA, 372 nt
Organism: Merops nubicus (carmine bee-eater)
Lineage: Eukaryota; Metazoa; Chordata; Aves; Coraciiformes; Meropidae
Gene: ADAT2
Product: adenosine deaminase, tRNA-specific 2
Exons: 4
Biological process (GO): tRNA wobble adenosine to inosine editing
Cellular component (GO): cytoplasm; nucleus
Molecular function (GO): zinc ion binding; tRNA-specific adenosine-34 deaminase activity
Source: RefSeq, a predicted model, not a curated record
GCUACUCGACAUGCAGAGAUCGUGGUGAUUGAUCGGGUCCUGGACUGGUGCAAGGAACACAACAAAGAUUAUACAGAAGUGUUUGCACACUCCGUGUUGUAUGUAACUGUGGAGCCUUGUAUCAUGUGUGCAGCUGCCAUACGUUUGAUGAAAAUUCCACGGGUUGUAUAUGGCUGUCGAAAUGAGCGAUUUGGAGGCUGUGGCUCAGUUCUGAGUAUCUCAUCCGAUGAUAUGGUAGACACAGGAGACCCAUUUGAAUGCGUUUCUGGAUAUCGUGCCAAAGAGGCAGUGGAAAUGUUAAAAGCUUUCUACAGACAAGAAAAUCCCAAUGCACCAAAAUCAAAAGUGCGGAAAAAGGACCGUCGUAAUUAG